AUGCAAACGCUUGGAGGUUUCGAAAGUCCAUUGGGAUUAGGCUGGAAGUAAGAAAAAGGGAUUAAAAACAAGAAAACACAUAGUUGAUGGGUUAGUCAUCGGUUGCGUCACAGCGAAGGGAUGGAGAUUUCUUCGCAUUUUUGGGUGUUUAGAGGCAUUUGGGGUCGAUGGAGAAGGUCAUUGGGGAUGUUGAGUUAAAGAUGAAGUCACUGGCCCAAUUUUUCAUAAAAAAUUGGUUAUCAAAGGUCAUGGCAAAAUUGAGAUUUUUAGAAAAUUACGGUAGUGCUACACAUCUUUAUGAAAGGGUAAAAAUUUUAAUACGCAAGUUUGGGGAGCCUUACAUUUGCAACAACCUCAUGCUUGGCAACAAUGCGCAAAAGCGAUGUUUUGGUUGCAAAAACAUAUUAGGAAAUGUAACCAAAAUAUUCAUGAAUUCUUUUUGGCAAAAAUUUCGAGACAAAAAAAUUAAAAUUUUUUCGACUAUAUAGCAUUCACGUCUGCACCAAAGCCGUCCCUUUCCAACAACAAACAAUUUGUUUAUCAUCGACGCUGAUCCGGACCCCUCCCUAUCCUCCAACACCCCGACAGUCUCACACGUCCGACCUUGGAUAUGACAGAUUCGCCUCAAGAAUUUAUCCGCUCAAAAGGAAUCUCCUCUGGCAAAAGAUACAAUCGCACGGAGACUCUGAGAUGAUUGACGAACUGUUUCGAGGAGAUUAUCGCAACACAAAUGCCGUGGGAACUGAAGGGCGAGGAACUUUGGACGGUCAUUAG
Bursaphelenchus xylophilus (pine wood nematode) is the source of this 774-nucleotide messenger RNA. NCBI's taxonomy places the organism in Eukaryota, Metazoa, Nematoda, Chromadorea, Rhabditida, Aphelenchoididae. The record is from the annotation of a GenBank genome assembly.